GCUAGGAGGAGAGAGGGGCGGGGCGGGGCCAGGUCCGGACUGCACCGUCCCCGGACGUGAGCGCCCGGGAGAGGAGCAAGGGAGCGGAGAGAGCCGAAGAGAGCAGAGCAGUGAAAUGCACGCAUAAUGAGUGCCACAGUGAGGCUCACAGAACACGUAACAAGAGAUGACCAAGGGAUGGAAGGAAACUAUGUCCUUUAUGGAUCUUCUUCUGUCCAAAUCACUGACGAAACAGAAUACAUAAAAAAGAUCAGAUCCACACUAGCAAAGAUUCAAAAUCAGCAGCCUUUCCGGGUGCCCAGAAAUGAGCUGGAGGCUGAGAAGGACACGCUUAACUCCAGCUACAAUCUAACCAUGGAAAAGCUGAAAGAGACUGACCAGCAGCUCUUGCUUGUCAACAGGGAGAAUGAAAUACUAAAGAUCAAGCUGGAUGCGACAAGAGAAGCAGGUGCACAGUCUCUAAGACAUGCCUCGAAAAGUCUAUAUGAGAAUUACUACAGUCGGUCUGAAGAACUUAAGAAAAAGCAUGAAGAUGAUAAACUGCUGAUGCAGGCCUCCAAACUUGAGCAAGAACAAAAACUCAAACAAAAUCUAGAAAAUGUCAAUUGUGUAACUGAAAGACUCGAAGAAAAGUACAGCCAGAUUACAGACAUGGAGAAACUGGUGCAACGAAUGGAAGAGGAAAAGAAAACAUUAAUAGAAAAAAAGCAGUCAUUUGAAGAGAAGCUUCUAUCAAACUCUGAAGAUACGAAGAGCUGUCGUGAUCUUCAAGUGGAGAUUUUCACUGUACAAGAACAGAUUUCUCACUUGCAGCAUGUGAUCCAGACCCAGCAUCAAAGCCUACGCCGUGUGAUAGAAGAGAUUGAAGAACUGAACAUCGGACUACAAAACCAAGAUAAAAAAAUUAAGACUAUGAAAGAAAAGAUAAAUAUGCUUGAAGCUCAGAAUAAAGAACUUAAAUACAAGGUGGAAUUCUGGUCUGCCCAACCCAAGAUUAAAGUUUCAAAAGGUGUCUCAACAACUUCUUCCAGGAUUGAUGGGGUAUCCCCCUAUUCAUUGCUAGCUAGGCUACGGAAGCAAAAUGGUUAGAUGAGUCCAUCGGUGGUGUCUGUUCCAGCUUCCUCAUAAGGAGCUCUGUGUAUCUACGUUAAUGACCCUUCAUUCAGUCCUUUUAUAUAUUUUGUUAUAAUACAGCAACUUGACAUGCUUGGCCACCAGGAAUAGCACUUGUACAGAAGAAGAUUCAUUAAAUGCAUAAACAAAUUUGGAUUUAAGGCAAGAACUGAAGAGACAUUGUGUUCUUUAACAUACAGUGUAAUCAAAUGACAGCAGCAUCCUAUGGACAUUGCUGAUGGGGAAAUAUAUGCCAUUGUAACAGCUUCUUAUGUAUCAAAGAGCCCAUCUUCAACAAGCAUUUUAUGGGCCAGAGGUACAUCAAACAGUUAAGAGGAUAUUCAGGAUUAACGAAUUAAAACUUUCCUAAUUGUAUACAAAAAUUGGUACAGACAUUAAAAAAAGAUUGGUGUUUAUCAAGUUUUAACACAAUACUGUAAUGUAACUAAGAACUUUUUUAAAUUUGAGAAAUUAAUUGUAAAGGGCUAUUUAAUAAAUUAUAUUUAAUCUUUUCA
Caretta caretta (loggerhead turtle) is the source of this 1628-nucleotide messenger RNA. It is a transcript of the gene CCDC68, whose product is annotated as coiled-coil domain containing 68. Gene Ontology annotation, biological process: intracellular signal transduction. Gene Ontology annotation, cellular component: intracellular anatomical structure. Lineage: Eukaryota; Metazoa; Chordata; Testudines; Cheloniidae. The record is from RefSeq and is a predicted model, not a curated record.